This is a messenger RNA of Xenopus laevis (African clawed frog), 3780 nucleotides long. It is a transcript of the gene lrrc4.L, whose product is annotated as leucine rich repeat containing 4 L homeolog. The coding region runs from base 1864 to 3780 and encodes 638 amino acids. Gene Ontology annotation, cellular component: postsynaptic density membrane; glutamatergic synapse; plasma membrane. The record is from RefSeq and is a predicted model, not a curated record. The transcript has a single exon. Gene Ontology annotation, biological process: modulation of chemical synaptic transmission; postsynaptic density protein 95 clustering; synaptic membrane adhesion. Lineage: Eukaryota; Metazoa; Chordata; Amphibia; Anura; Pipidae.
GCUGAUAGAGGGGCAGUAGGGCUGAAGUAAGGAAGAGGAUGAUAGGGGGUGCAAAUUACCCCUGCCGUCAAAGGGAAGCAAAGUCAGCAAUUGGCGUUGAUGACGCUGCACUGGCAGAAGAAGAGCCAAUCAGAUCUUUCCUGCCCCUGGCAGCUGAAAUCUCAUUUCUGCAUUUUUCCCAGCGCAGGCUAAGUCAAGGAUGGAACACAGAGAGACAGAGAAGAAGGCAAAAAUGCACAGCACUCGAUAGGCAUCAUUAACUGAAUUCAUUGAAAGGGAACCAGAAAAAUAAUCGCUCUCUCCAAGCUGUGGACUCUUAAAACUCACUGCAGCCUGUUCUGCAUUAAUAACUCCUUUGCCAGAUAUACUGGGAGAAAAGAUACAGGGGGAAGGGAAUGUGAAACAGCCAAUGCAAGUUAGCUGGAAGCUUUGAACAUUAACCCCUAGAGGGAAAGAAAAGGAGGGGUAGGAGGGGGCUGUGUGAAUACAUAGGAGCACUGCAUCACGCUAAUGUUCAGCUCAGAACAGUAUGCGUCAGCAGUACAUCCACGUUCUGACUGAAGGACGAAAGGAUGAGAGAGCAGCCUGGCUGGUUGGCUGCUGCUUACAACACCAAGCAAAAAGGGAGAGAGGAGGACCAUUAAAAGAGGAAGAUGCUACGGGGCUCUGAUAUCGUUCCCUUCGCUGCUGCCUGUUCUGCUGCUGCUAAAAACACCAGACGAGACAUUAAAAGCAAGACUAGGAGAAACCCACAACUCACUACCUCACAAGAAAAGGCUCUACAAUGGGACUUCCAUGAGGCAGGAGAUGAACGGCUGUAAAAGACUGUCCCUUCUACAGACCCGUCUCAAAUCAAGGGCUCAGCACUAAGGUGUGUGUAUCUGUGUUUGUGUGGUUUCACCUCCAGCUUAGUUUCUACAAGACCUCCGCUCACUCCUUGGAGAUAUUGGCGGAUUAUUGCUAAGUGUGCAAGAGGUAGGCUGCAGCAUCUGCAUCCGUAGCUUGGAAAGCAAAGCCAGCUAUAAAAAGAGAGAGAGAGCGAAGCCAGCACGGAGAGAGAGGGGGGGAUAGCACUCAAUGCCUGCAAUGUGCUUACUGCCUUUCUCUUUGUACAAAUCAGAAUUCUGCAGACAGCCUGGGGAUCGCAGAGAUACCCAAAGAAAAUUGGCAAACUGCAUGGAACACGCACGAUACAUUCAAGGAGUAUAAGGAGCAUUCAAAUCAUUUGUAAUCCACUUCUAUGAAACCUACAUAGAUUUUCCAUCUCCCUUCAGAAAUGGAUAUUCUUCCGGCUUCUGCCAGCAGUGGAAUCCAAGGGCAAAUAUUUCUACUGAAAAAGGCACUAGCCCCAGGGGAGAAGCAAAAUGAUGCACCUGCAUAGCCAAGUGGGCCUCACCCCAUUUUUAUAUAUACCUUAAUUUUGCUAUACAAUUUUUGAAUUUGGGUUUACUAAAAGGAGCCAUUUUGUCUUUCAACGCCCCCCACCCCAUAUCCUCCUCCCCCAAAAGUCCCUAUAGCUUUCUUUCCUAUACUAAUGAAAACUAAGGAAUCCAUGGAAGGACUGUUCCAUAAGCUGGCUGUUGCAUUGGAUGAGAGAAACUGGCUUAAGGAUUCGGAUACAAUUUUGUUUCCAUAGAUACUUUAUACAGAGUUUUAUUCAAAUUCAUGCAUUUUAAUUCUCUAGUCAUCUCCUUUAAAAACCCCCCACAUAUUUCCUUCUGUUCUUACUCCAAUAUUUCACCCUUACACUCGCAAGUUUUUAGAUGGAAAAGGGAAUUUGCAACCUCCUGAAGCCUGGGUAGGGCCAAGUUCCCGUUUCCAUGUCAAAUCCCAGACGAUGGUGAAUUAUGAACGUGCCACAUCAUGAAUUUCUUGUGGCUGGUAACUGUGCACCAUACGUGGAAGGCUGUCCUAUUCUCUGCAAUCUACCUCAUGGUGCAUAUGUGGAUCUCCUGUGCAGCAUACUCUGGGCCUCAAAGUUGCCCAUCUGUCUGUUCCUGCAGUAACCAGUUCAGCAAGGUUGUAUGCACACGUCGUGGCCUCUCUGAAGUACCCCAAGGUAUCCCAUCAAACACUCGGUCUCUCAAUCUCAUGGAGAACAACAUACAGAUGAUUCAGGCUGACACGUUCCGUCACCUUCAUCAUUUGGAAGUGCUACAACUUGGCAGGAACUCUAUACGUCAGAUAGAGGUUGGGGCUUUUAAUGGUUUGGCCAGCCUCAACACUCUGGAAUUGUUUGACAACUGGUUGACUGUAAUUCCCAGUGGGGCAUUUGAGUACCUUUCCAAACUGAGAGAAUUGUGGCUCAGGAAUAAUCCUAUUGAAAGUAUUCCAUCUUAUGCCUUCAAUCGGGUACCAUCUUUGAUGCGCCUGGACCUUGGAGAGUUAAAAAAACUGGAGUAUAUUUCUGAGGGGGCUUUUGAAGGAUUGUAUAAUCUGAAGUAUCUUAACCUUGGGAUGUGUAAUAUCAGAGACAUGCCAAACCUUACACCAUUGGUGGGACUUGAGGAACUAGAAAUUUCUGGAAACAACUUUCCUGAUAUAAAACCAGGAUCUUUUCACGGUUUGAGAUCACUAAAAAAAUUGUGGAUUAUGAACUCACAGAUCAACACCAUAGAGCGCAAUGCUUUUGAUGAUUUGACAUCCUUGGUUGAAUUGAAUUUGGCUCACAACAAUGUGACCUCCCUGCCACAUGACCUUUUUACCCCUCUAAAAUAUUUAGUGGAAUUACACUUGCACCAUAAUCCAUGGGACUGCGACUGUGAUGUUCUUUGGCUUUCCUGGUGGCUGAGAGAGUAUAUUCCCACCAAUUCCACAUGCUGUGGUCGUUGCCAUUCCCCGCCGCACAUGAGGGGGAAGUAUGUGGUGGAGGUGGACAAUUCAAUGUUUCAGUGCUCAGCCCCUUUUAUAAUGGAUGCUCCUAGGGAUUUAAACAUUUCUGAGGGGAGAAUGGCAGAGCUCAAGUGUAGAACUUCUGCCAUGUCCUCUGUUAGGUGGCUACUGCCUAAUGGAACUGUGUUGACCCACGCUUCCAAUCAUCCGCGAAUCACCAUCCUCAACGAUGGGACGUUAAACUUCUCACAGGUCCUUCUCACUGACACUGGUGUCUACACAUGCAUGGUAACAAAUGUGGCGGGAAACUCGAAUGCUUCAGCUUAUCUCAACGUCAGCACGGCAGAGCUUAACACUUCCAACUAUAGUUUCUUCACAACUGUCACUGUGGAGACAACAGAGGUGGCUCCUGAAGACAUCUCUAUGAUAUUCAAGCCGGUGCCAACCACAUCUACAGGGUACAAACCUGCAUAUACAACUACCACCACUGUACUAAUUCAGACCACUAAAAUGCCCAAGCAGGUGGCGGUACCAACUUUAGAUGCUGGAGACAAAAUGCAAACUAGCCUUGACGAGGUGAUGAAGACCACCAAAAUCAUCAUUGGUUGCUUUGUGGCAGUCACACUGUUAGCGGCCGCUAUGCUUAUUGUGUUCUACAAGCUACGCAAGCGGCACCAGCAAAGGAGCACUGUGGCAGCUGCGCGGACUGUUGAGAUAAUCCAAGUGGAUGAGGACAUCCCCAGUGGGAGUCCCACAGGUGAGGGGGCAGUUGUGCUGCCCACCAUUCACGAUCAUAUGAACUACAACACCUACAAGCCAGCACACCAUGGGGCCCAUUGGACGGCUAACAGUAUCGGUAAUUCUUUACACUCCACAAUAACUACCAUAUCUGAACCUUAUAUAAUUCAGACCCACACAAAAGACAAGGUACAGGAAACUCAAAUAUGA